GGUGACCCAGCACGGGCGAUGCCUGACAUCAGGGCGGCGCUGCUUGCCCGGGCAGGUACCAGCAGCGAUGGGACGAGGUGCAGGCCAGCGAGGACAUGCUGCGGCUGGAGAAUGAGCAGAUGGCCACCGACAACAAGGAGAUCGUGGCCUUCCUCAAGAGGACCCUGAACCAGCGGGCGGACGAGAUCGCCGAGCUCCACGACCAGAUGCUGGGCCUCCAGCAGGCCAAGGAUGCCGAGAAAGACGCUUUCGAGGCCCAGCUGGCCCAGGUGCGGCACGAGUUCCAGGAGACCAAGGACCAGCUCACGUCCGAGAACAUGCUGCUAAGUGGGAAACUGGCCGCAUUGGAAGAGUUCAGGGUCCAGAAGGACGAGCUCAUGGCCAAGUUUGCGACCCUGGAGGAGCAGCUGCAGAAGCAGGAGGAAGGUCACAAGGAGUACACUUACAACCUGGAGAGGAAGAUGGUGCUGGACAGGGACAGGCUGAAGAAGGAGAUGGUGCAGCGCGUCAAUGUGGUGGCAUCCGAGUUUCGCAAGGUGUCCCACAGUCAGAUGGCUGAGACCACCAAGCGCGCCAUCCGGGAGAAUGUGGCCAUCAGUGUCCAGCUGACCAAGCUGUCUGACCGCAGCUAUGACCUCCUCCAGGAGAAUGAGCAGCUGAAGGAGGCUCAGGUUGAGAUGCAGAAGCAGCUGGAGAUGCUGGAGCACAAUGAGAAGGAGAUGGCCAAGAACAGCUUAAGCCACCAGAAGAUGAUCUGGAUGCUCAUCCGGAGAUGCAAAGAACAGAAGCUGCUGCUGAAUGAGUACACAAAGCAGAGGGAGGCCAUGCGCCACUUGGAGAUGGCCCACAAGGAGCUGCAGGGAGAGAGCCAGGCACUGAGAGAGAGGUUGCAGGAGCUGGAGGAGGAGGCAAGGAGGAGGGUGGCAGAAGGGCAGAGUCAGGCCAGGCUCCUGGAAGAGGAGCAGAAGCAGAGGAAGAAGGCAAAAAGCGUCCUGGCUCGGGUGGUGUAUGUCCUGAAAGAGCUGCUGCUGGAGAAGCCGGUUGAUGAGGAGGAAGGCGAGUUUGAUGUCAUAUUCCAGCUGCGGCGCAAGGAGAAGCUGCAGAGUCUGCUGGCCCUGGUGCAGCAGGCAGUUCGGGGGGAGCAGAGGCUUCCGGAGCAGGAGUUGCCACCACUGAGAAUGGCCAGCAGGGAGCGCCAGUUGGAGCGGUAUUUGGGGCUGGGGGGCCUGUGCCGAGAGGGCUGGGCUGCAGGGGCAACGCAGGAAGAAGCUCUGUUCCUUGUCCAGGCCAUCUCCAUGUUGCUCCCAGGUCCAGUGCCCUGGAGGGGCAGGUCCAUGAACCAGGAGCUGUCACAGCCUUGCAAGGUCCAGCCAGCUGCCCCCAGCCCUGCAUGUGAAGGCUUCCCGUGUGCUGUCUCACCACUCGAUUAUGUGGCAGGGGCAUGUGCCGCAGCUGUGCCACAGCAUGCCCAACAUGAGCCAGCUAGGCCUGCUGCCCGAGACCACCUACUUCAGGACCCUCCGUGCCUACAGCAGCAGCCCAGAGCGACUCGUGACUUCCUGGCCAGAGGAGACGCAAGGGAAGCAGCCAACCACCCUGCCCAAGGUAGUGGCUAAAUCCUCCUGACAGCAGAGGCUGGGCCCUACAGGAAGCCUGCGGGGACAGACACCUUUCCU
This is a messenger RNA of Alligator sinensis (Chinese alligator), 1676 nucleotides long. RefSeq names its product cilia and flagella associated protein 157 (gene CFAP157). NCBI's taxonomy places the organism in Eukaryota, Metazoa, Chordata, Crocodylia, Alligatoridae. Gene Ontology annotation, biological process: sperm axoneme assembly. Gene Ontology annotation, cellular component: ciliary basal body; cilium. The record is from RefSeq and is a predicted model, not a curated record. Bases 96 to 1616 code for a protein of 506 amino acids. Gene Ontology annotation, molecular function: microtubule binding. The transcript has 8 exons.